This is a messenger RNA of Closterium sp. NIES-65, 3150 nucleotides long. NCBI's taxonomy places the organism in Eukaryota, Viridiplantae, Streptophyta, Zygnematophyceae, Desmidiales, Closteriaceae. The record is from the annotation of a GenBank genome assembly.
AUGCUCUGUCGGCGCGGCUCGUGCCGCGUCCCACCAUCAUUUCAGCUCUUGAAUCACCGACACAAACGUAGUCACGGCUCCUACAGCGUCGCGCCACGUCAGCCUCGUUCACCCUUCGCACGCGCCCUCUCGUUCCACCUCCUCCUCAUCGGCGCGCUUCUAUUUUCUCCCUCGCUCCCCGUCUCGCGCACGCACGACGCGGCUGCUCCGCUCCUGGCGCUAGCGCAAGGUCGCGAGGCGUCGUUUCAGCUAAUCUCGUCGCUUUUCGUCUCCUGGUCCGAGGCGUACGGCCUGGGGGGAAAUUCCACCACUCCCCCCGCGAAAAUCUCUCUCCCCCCGCGCGUGCCCGCUGCGCCGCACCUGGAGGACUGCGCGCGAGUGAGCGCGGAGCGGGAGGCGUGGGAGCGGAGAGGCGGGCGGGGAGAGGAACCCGCUUGGGCCCGCGGAGCUCCAGGGAAGGUGAAGGGGGAUUCUUCAGCCGCCUCCGCGGGUUGCUCCGCGGGACAGGCGCAGGGGGAGGAGGUCGCGCAACCACCUUGGAUCCGAGGGCAGGAUGCAGCCAAUCUGCCGCUGACACGUGUCGUGCAGAGGGACAUCUGGCGGAACCAGUUCCCUGCUGGGGAUUGCACCAACAGGCGCCUCCUGGUUGCUGAUUGGGCGAAAUCCGCCAAGCACGGCGUUGGCUCACAGAUCCAUUACAUGAGUGCGAUGCUGAGUCUAGCCAUGCGCACCAACCGCACCCUAGUGGAUGAACCGGAUACAUUCGACCGCGCCAACACCCCCGCCUGUGAAGCUGUGGGUCACAAGAACCAGUGGGAGUGCUUCUUUUUCCCCAUGGUCUCGCCAGCCUGCCAGAAAGCCUAUCAACAGGCACUACAGAAGGGCCCCGACAAGAUCCCGCGUGGGGGCAACGACUUUUCUGAAGUGGCCGGGCGGAACGAUACGAUUGUGUUUAUUAGUUACCCCAACCCUACACGGCUCUCCAUGGAAUCUGGCGCAGCAGCCCUGUGGAAUGAGGCCGUUUAUAAGACGCCCUGCACUGUUCAAAUCGAUGGCAAACUGACGAAUCGGACUGAACGUCUGCGCAAGGUGCACUGGUGGCGGGCACAGGCAGUGCGCUUCCUGCUCCGCUGGCCCUCUGCCCACCUCUGCCACGUGUCCAACAGGGAGAGGCACCGUGCGUUCGGCAUGAUCGCAGCAAAUCACGUCGCGCAGUUCCUGCAGACCCAGUCAAAGGCCCUCUCCUUCCUCUCUCGCAGCACUGCCACCGCUUCUGCUGAUGCCACGGGCAACGGCAAAGUGAUUGCACCUGUCUGGGAAGCACGGGUGCGAGAAGUGUUGGAGAAAUCGGCAGCAGCUAAUUCCCCCAUGUUCUUCCAGUUAGACCCAUCUGGUGCUGCUGCUGCUGGUGCUGCCACAGGGAGCAACGGGGACAAAAGCAAGGACGGCGACAGCCCAGUGGGAGUGCAUGAGCCGUACAUGCCGCGGCCUAUAGUGAGCCUGCAUGUGAGGGGUACAGACAAGUAUUCAGAGAUGGGGCUGAGCUCCCUGGCCUCGCAUAUCUUCCACAUGAAUCGCCUCCGCCCUCAUGCGCCGGACCUCUGGCAUGUCUGGCUCAACACAGAGACACAGGCCAACAUAGACCGAGCGGCGGAGCACACGUCAUGGACGUUCUUUUACUCGUCGAAUGCACGGCAGCAGGACAAAGCGGGUUCGCUGCGGCAGUACGAGCACGACCAGUCGGUGGCGCUGAGCUUAGCCAGUGUGCUCAUCGCUGCGCACGUUAGGAGAAUAGCAGUCGCGCUGGUCGUAUGGCUCUCCGUCACCUGCGUCGUCAUUCGCGCGCAUACACACGCCUCGGAGACGGGACCAGGCAUCCCGAAUCCGUUCGACUUCGCCUUCCCCGACCACCUGUGCGGGUCGCUGCGCGAGACCUACAUGACGAUUAACGACCGCGUCCGCGCCGCCUGCAAGGUCGAAGCGCAAGCAGCCGUCGCCGCAGGCACUGCUGCUUCCGCCGGUUCGUCUGCCGCCGCCGCUGCUGCCCCUCCCGCCGCCGCUCCGCCGUCCGCUUCCCCCGCGACCCCCGGCACCUCCCCCGCCUCCGCGUCCUCCGCGCCGUCGCAAUGCCGCACGCUGAUCUUCGACUCGGGGCACGACGGGUUCGGCGACACGGUAUUCGGCCUCGCGUCGACGUUCGCCGUGGCGCUGCUCGACGAUCGCGCGUUUCUCAUGCGGCAAGAAUGGCUCCCGUUCGCGUUCGAACCCGCGACCUUCGACUGGCGAGUCACGGAGGACAUUCCUCUGACCACGUACUCGCCGCAGAUCAUGGACCCAGACAAGCCCCCCAACGCGUCGUACGCGCGCCUGAGUCUCUACAAUAAGAACGUCGACCCGGAGGAGUAUUUCGGGAAGCUCAAGGGGAUCUCGCACAUUGGACUGGUGUGGAACCGCGGGAUUUUGUUUAAUCUGCUGACUAAGGCCAAGGGCGCGUGGGCGGAGAGGUUCAAGGCGAUCGGGAUGACGCCGCCGUAUGCCUUUGCAUGUGUCAUGCGGUUCCUGCUGCGGCCCAAGCCGGAGGUAUGGCAACUAAUGAGGGACAUAGCGGGGCAGGUGCACGUGCCGCAUGGGAUCAGCAUCGGCAUCCACACGCGUGUGAAGGAUCUCAAGGUGUGGGAGCACUCGACCAAGGACGGCGUUCCCAAGGUGCUCAACGCGGUUGAGGUGGAGGAGCUGUAUGUUCAGAACAAGCUGUCGUUUGAGUGCGCACAGGAGUUGGAGCGCUGGUGGAGCCCCUCCUCGCUCAAGAUCAAGUGGUUCUUCAUAUGCAACUCUGCUCAGCUCAAAGUAGCCGUGCACGACAAAUUCCCCGACAAGGUGGUGAUCACAGACUUUGUCCCACGGCACGUGGCAAUCAGCAAGGAUCCUAACUCCACCUCGCACACCGCAGCCCCUUCAUGGUACCAGGAGACCGUUGCCGAGUGGCUGCUCCUCGCCUCCUCCGACCUGCUAGUCAUCCCCGAGUCGGGCUUCUCCCGCUCUGCUGUCAUGUACUCGAUGCGCCCAGGGAGGGUUUUCAUGCCACAAAAGUGCCGCCCCGAUGCCCCUGUGCCUGUUGGGGACCUGGCUACCGUUGGGUGUGGUGUGUGA